Messenger RNA from Ectocarpus sp. CCAP 1310/34, 1641 nucleotides. The record is from the annotation of a GenBank genome assembly. NCBI's taxonomy places the organism in Eukaryota, Phaeophyceae, Ectocarpales, Ectocarpaceae.
AUGAACGAGAAGGCCGCGAACGCGGACGAGCGACGGCUUGCGAGGUCCAACCAGGAGCUAUUGGCCUCUGACCGGGAAGAGAAGGAGGAGGAACAUGAUGAUCAGGUGGAAGAGGCCCGCGCAAGAUAUGUUGCCGAGCAGCAACAAGAACCCAAUGCCGCCCACACACAAGCCCCCUCCCCCACGGCUGUGGAGAUGGACAUCUGUCCUACCGACUCGGACAAUGACGACGACGAUGACGGCAGAGGCGACGGCGUGAGAGCGGCUUUACGUGCCGGCAAGCUAGCGGAGGAGACGGGUAUUGCUAGCGGCAGCGGUAGCGGCGGCGGCGGUGCCGGCGGUGGUGGGGUUGGCGGGAGCGGCUUUAGGCAGCCGGUGUUCGGAGGAGAGGACAACAAUAACGCCAACGCUGUCGCAGGGUUUAGGAGGCGGUUGUCUCCGUCGCCGCAGUCGUCGUCGCCGCCGUCGAUGCCAGCGGCUGCGGCUGCGGCUGUGGCUGCGGCGGCAGGGGGUGUCGCUGACGAUUUUCCCAGGGACGGCGCCGCUGGGGGUCGCGUCGAUGGGAGCGACGAGCCGGAGCGGGAGGACGACGGCGGCGCCGGCAGGAGGAGGAAGUUCCGCCAGCCUGUUUUCGACGGUGACGGGGACGACAACCACCAUCCCGCUGACGCUGCUGGCGCCGCCGCCGCUUUUUCCGCCGGGUGCUCCGGUCAGUCGGCGGCGGUGGCGACGGCGGCCUUUAGCGGGGACAGCAGCGGCGGUGGCGGCGGCGAGAAGAUUACCGCGCUGCCGGAGGCGGUGUCAGACGAGAACGCCGCCCCCGUAGCAGCAGCAGCAGCAGCAGCAGCAGCGGCACCACCCGCCGCCGCCGGCGCUCGACCGCCACUGGCUGGAGUUCUCCGGGAGGCCGGUGCUCCCCCCGGCGUUAGCGGCGGUGUCGGCGAAAAUGGAAGGCGUUUCUACGGUGUGGAUGGUGAUGAUGUUCCGAGGGGCAAUCCUUCUGGUCGCGGAAACCUUUCCCCCGAUGGCGGCGGCGCCGGCGGGUCGGAGAACAACGAUGGUGUAGUCGGCGGCGGCGGAAGGUACGGAGAGCCUGCUGUACCGGCCACUGCUGCUGCUGCUGCUGUUGACGCGGCCGCCGCUGCUGCGGCGGCGGGAGGAAACCCUAACAACGCCAGCCUGAGCAAUGCCUCCGUGAUGUUUGUCAAUCCGCGAGAGGCGGAAUGCGGAGGAGGAGGAGGGGCGGCGGCGGCGGCGGCGGCGGCGGCGGCGGAAGAGACUGCUGAGGCAAGGGGAGGGCUGCAGAGGAGGCUAACGUUCGGUCACGCGGGGGGAGCGGCGGCGGCGCCGUCCGUCAGAGGGGAGGGAAAGCCUGUUGGUGCUGCUGCUGCUGCUGCUGCUGUUGUCGCUGCCGGUGGGGGUGGUGAAGACACCGCGGAGGAGGCAAAGGACGGAGAGGAGGAAGACAUGACGAUCAACACCAAGCUCGUGUGGGAAGAGUUUUCGGCGUGGUUCGGCGAAGACGACGAAGAAGACGGGGGAGACGUCGAUGGCGCGUUCGGGGAGGAGGGGGGGAUGCUGCUACAAGAGCAAGGGUCUAACAAGCGCUGUGAGUGUGGGACGGUAGAGGCUCCUGUUUAG